Messenger RNA from Rhizoctonia solani, 882 nucleotides. Its product is annotated as carbohydrate esterase family 16 protein. Lineage: Eukaryota; Fungi; Basidiomycota; Agaricomycetes; Cantharellales; Ceratobasidiaceae. Bases 1 to 882 code for a protein of 293 amino acids. The record is from RefSeq and is a predicted model, not a curated record. The transcript has 6 exons. Gene Ontology annotation, molecular function: hydrolase activity, acting on ester bonds.
AUGCCAGGAAAACACCCCAAUGUCUGCCUCACCAAAGCACUCACACUGGGAGCAGCUUUGAUAUGUCACAUCGACGCUGUGAAGGCGGGGUUUCCAUCCAUCAAGAACCUGGUGACUUUUGGAGACUCAUUUAUGGAUGAGUUUGGUAUCGGUAGUGCCUACAAUGCCAAUGUAACCCACGAGUACGAUGGAGUUACAUACAUCAAAUCACCAGAAAGUGGAGAUUACGUCCCUCUCAUCACCGAAGAGACCAUGAUGUCUAUUUGGAUUGGUACAAACGAUGUUGGCUACGAUUCACUUUUGAUGAACCCUCAAGAGGGCGUGUCAGUCGUAAAUACAACUGCGUGUGUACUUGAUUGGAUGAAGGUACUGUAUGAUCAGGGUAUGCGUAACUUCUUGCUACAGAAUAUGAUCCCUCUCUACCGAGCGCCCUUUUACUCGCCGGAUGGGUAUAAUAACAAGUACUGGAAUGUACCGCAUAAUCAAACCGAAUGGAGCAUUUUAAUGGCUGAAAUGGUUCAAGCUAGCAACGAGUUGUAUGCACUACGGACAAAGUACAUUGCCCCUUCACAAUUCCCGGGAGCACGGAUCGGCUUGUUUGAUUCGUUUGGGUUAUUCAACGACAUAUAUAAUAACCCAUGGAAAUAUCUGGUCGGUCCCGAUUACAACGUGAAGGAUGCAAUCAAUGCAUGUCGAUAUCCCGAAGGAAGCUCGGAACUGAUUUGCGUAAAUCAGCCACCAGAAGUACACGACUCGUUUCUUUGGUGGGACGAGAUCCAUCCUUCGGAACAGACAAACCGUGUUAUCGCUCGCCAUCUGUUGGCAGCUUUGAAAGGCACGAGUCCCUUUGUAUCUUGGUACGGGUCCGUGUAUGCGUCCUGA